AUGGAUUUCGAGAGCGGAGAUUUGCUUCAAGGUUUAGGAGACCAGCGAGGUGGUGAAAGUAAAUCUGGCUCAUUUCUAGGCACAAAAUUUUCCAAGACAGAAGGGAAACCUUAUUCAGAUGUGCAUGCCUAUAGAAGACUUCUUGACAGGUUACUAUAUCUAACCAAUACAAGACCAAAUUUAUGUUUCGCUAUUAGUACUCUCAGUCCAUUUCUUUCCAAUCCUUUGGAAGAUCACUAUGCAGCAACAAUAAGGAUCCUGAGAUAUAUCAAGAACAAUCCAGGACAAGGAUUAUUCUUUCCCUCCAACACAGAACAUGCUCUCAAGGCUUUUAGUGAUUCUGAUUGGAAUGCUUGCCCUGACACUAAAAGGUUUGUGACUGGUUUUAAUGUGUUCUAUGGUGCAUCAUUAAUCAGCUGGAAAUCCAAGAAGCAAGGUAUUAUAUCUAGAUCAUGA
Molecule: messenger RNA, 456 nt
Organism: Vigna umbellata (rice bean)
Lineage: Eukaryota; Viridiplantae; Streptophyta; Magnoliopsida; Fabales; Fabaceae
Source: RefSeq, a predicted model, not a curated record